Molecule: messenger RNA, 927 nt
Organism: Pantherophis guttatus
Lineage: Eukaryota; Metazoa; Chordata; Lepidosauria; Squamata; Colubridae
Product: olfactory receptor 14A16-like
Biological process (GO): G protein-coupled receptor signaling pathway
Cellular component (GO): membrane
Molecular function (GO): olfactory receptor activity; G protein-coupled receptor activity
Source: RefSeq, a predicted model, not a curated record
CAUAAUUUAAACAUGGAGAAUCAAACCAUUGUGUCUUAUUUUCUGCUUAUCGAAUUCUCAAAAAACCGUGAUCUGCAACUCCUACAUUUCUUCUUAUUCUUCAUAUUAUACCUGGCAACGGCAAUAGCUAAUUUUGUCAUCAUCACUGCGGUAGCUUUCGACCAUCGCCUGCACAGCCCCAUGUACUUCUUUCUAAUGAACUUGGCUAUACAGGACUUGGGUAUUGUUUCAGUCAUUGUCCCCAAAUCCAUGAUAAAUUCUCUCAUGGACACCAGACAAAUUUCUUACUUUGGUUGUGUUGCUCAAAUCUUUUUCUUUUUCUCCUUUGAAGCUUUUGAUUUCUCCCUCCUGACAGUCAUGGCAUAUGAUCGUUAUGUUGCUAUUUGUCAUCCCCUGCACUAUGAGAUGGUAAUGAAUUGGAAAGUCUGCACCAAAAUAAUUAUUCUGGUUGGGGUUACAGGUCUUCUCUAUGGAAUAUUGCACACCACUGGAACUUUUUCCACCCCUUUCUGUUCUAAUGUUAUCAACCAGUUUUUCGGUGAACUUCCAUACUUGUUAAAGUUAUCCUGCUUUGAUUUCAAUCUAGUUGAAUUUGGAUUCUUGAUUAUUAGUAUCAUUGCAGAAUUUGGUUGCUCCAUUUUUAUUAUUGUCUCCUAUAUCAUGAUCUUCAAAGCAGUGUUCAGAAUCCCUUCUGUGAAAGGAAGGCAGAAGGCCUUUUCAACUUGUCUUCCCCAUCUUAUAAUUGUUUGUAUCUUUUGGGUAACUUCAUGCUUGGCCUACCUGAGAUCGCCUUCUAACAUCCCAAGUUACUUAGAUUUAACAUUCACCAUCCCAUAUUCCUUACUUCCACCCCUGUUCAAUCCAAUCAUCUAUAGCAUGAGAAAUGAGAAAAUCAAAUCUGUCCUGUCUAAACUGUGGAAAGUCUGA